AAAGUAAGAGCGCACACUUCAGCGGCGUCACCGGAUUUCUGAGGAGUCCGGGAGCAGAAUGAGUCUGGAAUAGACCAUAAAACUAACUCUGAGAUCGGGGAUCUGAGGAGAAAGAGCGGAGAUCUGAGAGCGGUGCAGACUCAGUCCGUCUCCUGAUGGGUGAGGAGAGAUCUGAGAGCGGAGCAGACUCAGUCCGUCCCCUGAUGGGUGAGGAGAGAUCUGAGAGCGGAGCAGACUCAGUCCGUCCCCUGAUGGAGCUCAGAGCUGUGGUGUUUGGGGGGAAGUUUGCUGGGAAGACCACACUGAUCAAUGCCGUGUUUGGAAAAGACUUCCUGCCGAAUCAGAAGAGGACUGCUCAGUGUGAGAAGCUACAGGGAAAUGUGUGUGGAAGAGAGCUGACGCUGGUUGACACUCCAGGCUGGUGGAAGCAUUUUCCACUGAGCGACACUGCAAACUUUCUGAAAAAGGAGCUCGUUCAAGGAGUUUCUUUGUGCCAUCCAGGACCCCACGCGAUCCUACUGGUCAUCGAGAUUGACAUUCCAUUCACAGAAAAGCACAGGAAAACUGCAGUGGAUCACCUUGCACUCCUUGGUGACCAGAUCUGGACACACACUCUUGUGCUGUUCACUAGAAGCCGCUCUCUGGGGAAAAGAACUAUAGAACAGCACAUUGAAAAAGAGGGGGAAGCUCUAAAGUGGCUGAUAGAGAGAUGCGGGAACAGAUAUCAUGUCUUUGACAGUACAGUCUCAGAUAAUACAUCUCAGGUGACGCAGCUGCUGGAAAAGAUUGAGGAUAUAGUGCGAAUAAAUGAUGGUGCUCAUUUCCAAAUUGAGGCAAAGAUACUGGAGGAGACUGCAGAGUGGAAGACGACUGUGAUGACCAGAGCAAAGUCCAGAGAGUUAAAACAACGAGAACGACUUGAGAAAGAGGCUAGGGUCGCGGUUGCAAUAGGGAAAGCAGAGAAGCCCAGAUAG
This is a messenger RNA of Colossoma macropomum (tambaqui), 974 nucleotides long. RefSeq names its product GTPase IMAP family member 7-like. Bases 156 to 974 code for a protein of 272 amino acids. Lineage: Eukaryota; Metazoa; Chordata; Actinopteri; Characiformes; Serrasalmidae. Gene Ontology annotation, molecular function: GTP binding. The transcript is spliced from 3 exons. The record is from RefSeq and is a predicted model, not a curated record.